Messenger RNA from Arabis nemorensis, 1119 nucleotides. The record is from the annotation of a GenBank genome assembly. NCBI's taxonomy places the organism in Eukaryota, Viridiplantae, Streptophyta, Magnoliopsida, Brassicales, Brassicaceae.
AUGAUUUUUUUCCCGAGAAAAUUGAGGCUUGCUUUAUGCCGUUUCCUGUUCCUAUUUCCCUCGGUUUACUUCACUUUCUCGCCUUUUUUUCCAGGUCCAGAAAUCGGAACCAACUACGGACGAUACGGAUCCAAUCUUGGAGGUGGUUCAGUAAUCGGAAUCAACUACGGUCGUUACGGAUCCAAUCUUCCUCCACCAGAAUCCCUACCAUCACUCGUAAACUCUCUCUCGAUCAAACAUGUCAAAACUUUCGACAUGGAUCCAAGAAUCACCAAAUCUUUCGCCAACACUGGAAUCACUCUCUCCCUCUGUAUCCCCAACGACAAGAUCCCAUCUCUAUCCACAAAUCUCACCGAAGCAGAAUCAAUCAUCAGAAACUUCGUCUUACCUUACCACAAGAACACAAUCAUCACAUCAAUCUCCGUCGGAAACGAAGUCUCGUUACUCCCUCAAUUCUCAACUCACUUAGUCUCAGCUAUGGUAAACGUUCAUCGAGCAAUCAAAAGAUACAGAUUACACAAGAAGAUCAAAGUCUCAACCACUCAUUCUCUGGCGAUUCUAUCUCGAAGAUUCCCUCCUUCGACUGCGAUUUUCCAUAAAUCGAUCAGUGAAUCGGUGUUAAAACCACUGAUUAGGUUUCUCCAGAGAACGAAUUCUCCUCUCAUGGUGAAUGUUUAUCCGUAUUUGGCUUAUAAACAAUCGUUCCCUUCGAUUCCUUUGGAUUUCGCUUUGUUUCAGCCGAUGAACAGUCUCAAACGAAGGAAAUACACAGAUCCGUACAGUGGAAUCGCGUACACGAACCUGUUCGAUAUAAUGCUUGAUUCGGUUGACUCCGCCGUGAAAUCGCUUGGGUUACCGAAGAUUCCGGUGGUUGUAUCGGAGAUUGGAUGGCCGUCGAUUGGAGAUCCAGGCGAAGUAGCUGCGAAUUUGGAGAACGCUAGGGUUUUUAAUCAACGGUUGAUUGAGCAUCUGAGAAGAGGAUUGAGUAAGGUUCCUGUGUAUAUCUUUGCUUUGUUCGAUGAAGAUCAGAAAACUGGAGCCGCCGUUGAGAAACACUGGGGAUUGUUGUACGGCAACGGAUCGAGGAAAUUCGAUCUGAAUAUCUCGCCGCCGAUUUGA